UUCUGCUAUGCUGAGCUGGUGGUGUUCAGGCGGUUUGGGACUGGCCGGGGGACGAUCAUGGCGCCAAAGGGGAAGGUGGGAACCAAAGGUAAAAAGCAGAUAUUUGAAGAAAACAAGGAUACCCUGAAGUUUUAUCUGCGGAUUUUCUUGGGAGCUAAUGCCAUUUAUGGAAUUGUAAACUUUGUGAUCUUCUACUCAGCAGCCACUCUCUGGACUUGGAUUGCAUUUGUGUUCAGCAUGCUGAUCUAUGGGGCCAGCUACCGCUCCAUGAGCUCCAUGGCAAAGCCGACCUUUGCGGAUGAUGGCAGUCUUGCCGAUGGCGGAAUUGACCUGAAUAUGGAGCAGGGGAUGGCAGAGCACCUGAAGGAUGUGAUCCUGCUCACGGCCAUAGUCCAAGUCCUCAGCUGUCUUUCUCCCUACGUGUGGUACUUCUGGCUCUUGGCUCCCGGACGGGCACUUUACCUUCUCUGGGUGAACAUCCUAGGGCCUUGGCUCACCACAGACUCCUCCGCUGCCAACCCAGAGCCCAAUGAGAAGAAACAGCGCCGGCAAGAGCGGCGGCAGAUGAAGCGCUUCUAGGAGUGCUUGCGGGAGUGGAUAGGAUUGCCACCCACCGUCUCUGAGUGGCUGUUCAUCAGGGAUGCAAUUUUUU
This is a messenger RNA of Euleptes europaea (tarantolino), 652 nucleotides long. RefSeq names its product transmembrane protein 208 (gene TMEM208). Bases 58 to 579 code for a protein of 173 amino acids. The record is from RefSeq and is a predicted model, not a curated record. Lineage: Eukaryota; Metazoa; Chordata; Lepidosauria; Squamata; Sphaerodactylidae. The transcript is spliced from 6 exons. Gene Ontology annotation, biological process: vacuolar protein processing. Gene Ontology annotation, cellular component: intracellular membrane-bounded organelle.